AUGUCUUUCGACAUCAAUUGGGACAAAUUAAGGAGUGAUGCCGAAAUCAGCAACUCGAUUAAGGAGUUUCUCCAUGAGCAACUUCAGAACUUGACCUUGCCGUCUUAUAUUUCGAAUUUACAAGUUGUGGAAUUUAGCUUAGGUGAUAUCCCACCAGAGAUUACGAUACGACACAUUGGCGAUCCUUUCCCUGAUUUUUAUAAUGCUGAGGAUGAUGAUGUACUGAAGGAGGAAGAAGAAUUCCCCUUUCCAAAUGACCAGCAAAAGGGUAGUGAAUCGGACGAUGAAGAGGAUGAAGAAUAUGACGACGACAAUACCCAAGACAAACUAUCUACUAUUGCAGAAGGUAUAUCGAUGCUUGACGUUUCCGAUGAACAAUACACUUCGCAACACCCAACACAGAUAUCAAAUUCAGGAACUUUUUGUCCUCCCGCUCUCAAUCGGUCCAAAGAGUCAUUCCAAUCAGUGUUACACCCGUACGGAAUGAGCGGUAUCCUUGGUUCAGCUAAUGCAACUGGUGGGGGGACUGGUACAGAAACGCCGACACAUAUACUAAAUCCUAACAUUUUAUCUUCUCGAGUCAUUCCGAAAAUUUCAAGCAAGUCCGAGACCAAAAACCAAUCAAAGGCAGGAGUAAAUGAUAUCCAAUUCAUUGUUGAGAUCAAUUACAAGGGAGAUAUGCACAUUGAUUUGUUAGUUACUUUACUUGUGAAUUACCCAUCGCCCAAAUUCAUUUCCUUACCUAUUAAGCUUCACGUCACGGAUUUGGUAAUCCAUUCCAUCGCUACAAUAGCGUACCUCAAUAAUUCAGUAUAUCUCUCGUUUUUAUGUGAUGUGAAUGAUGACUUUGAUGGUCUUGGCUCGAAUGCCUCCACGCCUGGUGGAAAUAUCGUCGAUUAUUACUUCCAUGAUCAACAUAACAAAGAACGUAUUGACAUUAUAAAGAAGAUCAAGAUUGAGAGUGAAAUUGGAGAAGUUGAGAAUAACGUGUUGAGAAAUGUUGGUAAAGUGGAAAAGUUUUUAAUGGAGCAGCUACGAGGAAUAUUGAGAGAUGAGAUUGCAUGGCCGAGCUGGAUAUGUAUCGAUAUGAGUGAUAAUGAAGAUUAUGAGAGUUUGUAG
Lodderomyces orthopsilosis Co 90-125 is the source of this 1119-nucleotide messenger RNA. RefSeq names its product ERMES complex subunit. The record is from RefSeq and is a predicted model, not a curated record. NCBI's taxonomy places the organism in Eukaryota, Fungi, Ascomycota, Pichiomycetes, Serinales, Debaryomycetaceae. Gene Ontology annotation, cellular component: ERMES complex. Gene Ontology annotation, molecular function: lipid binding. Gene Ontology annotation, biological process: mitochondrion organization; phospholipid transport. The transcript has a single exon. The coding region runs from base 1 to 1119 and encodes 372 amino acids.